Drosophila mauritiana is the source of this 1348-nucleotide messenger RNA. Its product is annotated as transmembrane protein 267. Lineage: Eukaryota; Metazoa; Arthropoda; Insecta; Diptera; Drosophilidae. The transcript has 2 exons. The record is from RefSeq and is a predicted model, not a curated record. Bases 247 to 921 code for a protein of 224 amino acids.
CAAAUAUUCUUUGAUAUUUUUACGUGCGCACAUCCAUAACAAAAAUCCUUGCAAAUCGCCGGGAACGCGACGAAUUGCAGGUAAACAAGAUGCCAGCAGUACGUGGCCAUUACCGCAGCGAAGAUUACGUGGAGCAGCAGCAGCAGAAGGAGUAAGUGCACCCAGCGGAAGCAAGUAAAUCCGUCCAAUUGCCGGAAAACAGAGCGUAGCCAGCCGGAAAAGUAGAGCAGACUCUCCCAGAAAUCGAUGCCCCACUGCCACACAAUGGUCUAUAUGCGAAUUGUGCUGACAACCUUGGUGACCAUUACGUGUCUUCUGGGGGACAACUUCGUGGAGCUGACCCAGCAUCCAUUGCUGAAGGCCCUGGCCGACAAUGCCACCCAUGCGGCCAUUGGAGCACUCACGGGAAUCACGUUCGCCACACAAUUCUACGAGCGCACCUCGCAGUUGUUCGGCUGGAUAUUGAUUUUCACCUGCUUCGUUGUGUCAUCGUUCAUUGACUUGGACCACUUUGUGGAGGCGCGUUCCCUGUAUUUGGAGGAUGCCACCAAUCUGUCGAAGAGGCCCUUCCUCCACUGCUCCAGCAUUAUAGUGGUUAUGCUGCUGUUCUACAUGUGCACCGCCUGUUUGAACUACUUCCGGACCAGCCUAAUGCUGGGAUCCCUACUCUGUGCCUUCAUCACACACCACACCAGGGACGCCGUGCGGCGGGGCUACUGGCUGUGCCCGCUGGGCCACACGGACAGGAUGCCCCAGUUGGCCUACAUAUUGACCACCAUCCUGGCGCCCCAUCUGCUGGGCUGCCUGCACAACGUGUGCCGUAGCGCCACCGUGCUCAACUUCCUGGGGCAGUACGUCAAGCUAAGCGAGGGCCAAUACCGCAGCGGCUCCACUGCCAACUAUCGCUACAUGCAGGUCUAGGCUAUGUGUAGGAACACUUUGUGAUAAUAUUGCAAAACAUCAUCAAAUGGUAAAUGCAAAUUGCUUUUCAAGCUUCAAGCGCUUUAAGAUUAGAGAUUUAGAGAUCGCCUAGAAACCCAGAUACUUCCUCGCAACAGGACACAAUUUUACACGGAUCUUCUACUAGAAGUACCUUUUUGAGGGAACUAUGCUUCCCGUCCAAUUGAUUUUUCUUUGUUAAGUAGCGUGUAGGUUUUUACUAGCAUCUAACUAGAAUACAGAUAAUAUCCGGAUAUGUGAUAUGUAGUCCUUAGACAAACUAGAGUAACGAGCAUAGCGCACAACGAUAUCUAAUCGAUUUUCAACUUCAACUCUGACUCUUGUACUUGUAGGCCAUACGAAUUUUAAGCUAAUCGACUAAUAAAAUCAAUCUAAUUGCCUUACAACA